Colletotrichum karsti is the source of this 1548-nucleotide messenger RNA. RefSeq names its product major facilitator superfamily transporter. The coding region runs from base 1 to 1548 and encodes 515 amino acids. Gene Ontology annotation, cellular component: membrane. Gene Ontology annotation, biological process: transmembrane transport. Gene Ontology annotation, molecular function: transmembrane transporter activity. NCBI's taxonomy places the organism in Eukaryota, Fungi, Ascomycota, Sordariomycetes, Glomerellales, Glomerellaceae. The transcript is spliced from 6 exons. The record is from RefSeq and is a predicted model, not a curated record.
AUGACAGAAUCAGACAUGGAUCAUCAGGGUGUCAAGUCGCCCAAUGCCGGCGAUGAUGGAGAUGCUGUCUCGAUUCAACUCAAGGAGACACAACAGCCCAAUCGCAUGGCUGAAGCUCAAGCGAUGAGUGAAGAAGAGAUUGCAGAGAUAGAGAAAAAGCUGAAACGGAAGCUUGAUCUCCGUUUGCUAGCCGUGGUUUGGGUUAUCUUCAUCUUGAAUUACCUCGACCGAAAAAACAUCGCCGCUGCCAAAGUUGCCGGAAUCAAAGACAGUCUCAGGCUCGAUGACACCCAAUACGAGACAGCAGUUUCGAUUCUGUUCGUCGGAUACAUCCUCAUGCAGAUUCCGUCCAACAUCUACCUCACCCAGAUCCGGCCAUCACUCUUCAUGCCUUUCUGCGUUGUGUUGUGGGGCGGGAUGUCUGCAGCUACUGGUGCAGUCACCAACUUAUCGGGUCUCUAUGCCAUUCGGUUCUUCUUGGGAAUAGUUGAGGCAGCCUUCCUCCCCGGUGCCCUAUUUCUCAUCUCUUCCUGGUACAAGAGAGACGAAAUGGGCUUCCGAGGUGCCAUCUUGUUCUCAGGUAGCCAGCUCGGAAGUGCCUUCUCUGGUCUCAUCGGUGCUGGAAUACAGCACUCUCUCGACGGUGUUAAAGGUCUCGAAUCAUGGCGUUGGCUAUUCAUCAUCGAGGGUUGUAUCACGGUGUUUGUUGGCGUCUUCGCAAUCUGGCUACUUCCUGACUGGCCAUCAACAACCUCGUGGCUUACCCCCAAAGAACGAGCUGUUGCUGAAUGGAGAUUGGUUAAGGAUGCCGGCCAGGUUGAUGAAGAUGACGAGCCGUGGUCUUAUGGAUUCAAGCUCGCUUUAAUGGACUGGCGCGUUUAUGUUUUCACAUUCCUCUUUAUCUGUAUCCAAGUCUGCUCUGCUGUUGGCAACUUCUUCCCCGACAUCGUCGAUACUCUCGGAUACGGUCGAGUCACGACUCUCUUAUUGACGGCCCCUCCUUAUUUGGUUUCUCUUUGUGUCUCCAUCGCCAACAACUACUCGUCCGACCGAACGCGCAAUUCGAGCUUCCACAUCAUCUGGCCCAUGUGUAUUGCCAUCAUGGGUUACAUCAUUGCCGCCACUACCCUCAAGACUGCACCUCGAUACUUCUCCAUGUUUUGCAUGACAAUUGGUGCUUACGGUACCAAUGCAGUUCUGCUGGCCUGGGUCCAGAAGACUAUGAUUAGACCACGCAUCAAGCGAGCAUCGGCGGUUGCUAUCGUCAACGCUCUUGCCAACACCAGCCAGGUCUGGACGUCGUACCUUUACCCAGACUCCGACGCUCCCCAUCACGUCCUGGCUAUGAGCGUCAAUGCCAGCGGUGCUUUCUUGGCAAUUUGUACCGCGCUGGUUCUGAGGUUUAUCCUCCUCCGUUACAAUAAGCAGCUUGCUAGCGGUGAGAGAACUGUUGCGGAGGUUAUGAAGGGUGAGGCGGUUCAGGCCAUUGCUGGACUCACUUUGGAGGAAAAUGAGCGGAGAAAGGAAGCUUUCCGGUUCAACGCCUGA